AUGUCUAUGAACGAGGUGGAGGUCUUCGUCCCUGGUGGCCUGGGUGGAAGUGCGGGCAAAAGCGCGCAAUCGCAGCAGUCGCUCGUCUUGGAGUGCUCGGCCACAAGCGCCGAUUCAAUCAAGGCUGGUGAGCAAUCCAUAGCCAGUAGGAAAGUUGGAACCUUGACCCCGGGGACUCCCUUCCGUGUGGGCGGGAAAGACAUCAGGCCCACCACGGCUUAG
Colletotrichum spaethianum is the source of this 222-nucleotide messenger RNA. RefSeq lists its product as uncharacterized. The coding region runs from base 1 to 222 and encodes 73 amino acids. The record is from RefSeq and is a predicted model, not a curated record. NCBI's taxonomy places the organism in Eukaryota, Fungi, Ascomycota, Sordariomycetes, Glomerellales, Glomerellaceae. The transcript has a single exon.